This is a messenger RNA of Hordeum vulgare subsp. vulgare (domesticated barley), 780 nucleotides long. Its product is annotated as CRIB domain-containing protein RIC5-like. The transcript has 4 exons. NCBI's taxonomy places the organism in Eukaryota, Viridiplantae, Streptophyta, Magnoliopsida, Poales, Poaceae. The coding region runs from base 268 to 780 and encodes 170 amino acids. The record is from RefSeq and is a predicted model, not a curated record.
CUAGUCCUGCUUCUCUUGGAGCUUGGGAGAGGAUUGCAAUUCUGCCAAUUUGCGACAUAUCAUGCAGGAAUAGGAAGGAGGUCAAGACAAUUGUUGUGACCACGGUGGAGAUGUCACUCAGAAGAUAAAACUCUGUCGGUUGUCCUUGGUUGCUCUUCGAAUAUUGGUUCGUAAGGCUUAGACCAAGAGGUGGGGGUCGCAAAGACUUAAGUGGUGGAUUCCUCGCACGGUGCCGCGGGCGGGCAGCCGCCUGUGGAACCUGUUAAGAUGAAGGGCCUCCUCAAGGGCCUCCGAUACAUCUCGCAAAUAUUCGAUCCCAAGGAGCCGGAGAUCCAGAUCGGGGCCCCGACGGACGUGAAGCACGUCGCGCACAUCGGCUGGGACAACAACUCCGUCGCCAACCCCGCCUGGAUGAGCGAGUUCAAGGCGCAGCCGGGGGCGUCGGGGAGCGGCGGGCCGGAGGGCGCCGAGCAGCCCGGUGGAGGCGGAGGAGGAGGGGCAGGCAAGGCGGAGCAGUCGGAGGCGAAGCCUCGGCGGACGAGAGGGAAGGGGUCGGGUGGCGCAGAGGGGAAGCGGGACGUGUCGCGGCGGCCGGCGAAGACGGAGGGCUCGGCGGAGGCAGGGGAGGGGGACGCGGCGGCGCCGAAGCAGCGGCGGAGGAAGUCCAAGACGGCCGGGGGCGCCUCGGGGGGCCGGUCCAAGUCGGGAUCGGGAGGAGCCGCGUCGGACCCGGAGGCGGCGAAGUCGGCCUCCGCGGAGGCCGACGACGACGGCCGCUAG